GUUGUUUUACGUUGAAUGAAACUGCGCAUUAUUUUUUCCGAAGAGCGCGGAAUUUGAUGACCCGGUAUUCUCCAAACCCAACUACGCAAGAUUUGCAACUUAGCCCUGCUAAUGUGAACGACGACAGCGGAGGAAACGCGCCAGCCGUACGGAGAGGCUUAAAGAGACAUCAGCGAAGAGGGAGAAAAAAUGAUAAUGGCUUCAAGGAAUGAGCAUUAAAACCGACCAAAUGGGAACUGUCAUCGACUUAUAAUACAGAGAUCUAGAUAUUCUAAAGUGAUAAGCAGCUGAUGUUCUGCCUGUUUCCUCUCAACCCAAACGUUGAUACUUGGACUCAAGGAAUGCCUGACAUGUCUCUGCAAAACCACCUGGAGGGGACGCAAAGGAUGGAAACCGAUGCCAGACACCACCUCACUUUUACCAGCUAGGGUCGUGUACAUCUGUCCUUCUCCCAAGGAAUGUGCUCCUCUAUGGUUGGAUUUAAGGAAGAUUUCCAUAUGAUGUCUUCGUCCUGAAUUGUAUCGCCCUUGGAUUGUUUGCUAUACCUUCCCUGUCUAUAAAAGCAGUUAAUGUCUCAUUUAAUCCAUAUGUGUAGAGCCGUGUUGUGGAUAAGCCAUUCCCUCCACUCUCUUUCUCUCUAAAUUCCUCUCCUCCAUCCCAUUCCCUGUGCCCCUGUUGUUAGUUGUUUUGGUGGCUCUGUGAUUUUAUGGCAGUGGAGUAAUCGUGGAGAGGCCGGGGUAUCACAAGCUUAUGGAUUUUGAUAAAAGAGGAGGAGGAGGAGGAGGAGGAGGAAAAGGAGAGGCGGAGGAAGGAAAGAGAAUGUCUAAGACUGGUGGGAGCAGGACAGGGCAUGGGGGUGGCCGAGGCUCUGGGACCAACUCUGGGGUGCUUAUGGUUGGCCCUAACUUCCGAGUGGGAAAGAAGAUCGGCUGUGGGAACUUUGGCGAGCUUCGACUUGGGAAAAAUCUUUACACCAAUGAAUAUGUGGCCAUUAAACUGGAGCCAAUCAAAUCCAGAGCACCCCAGCUCCAUCUCGAGUACAGGUUUUACAAACAGUUGGGGAACUCAGAGGGUGUUCCUCAGGUGUACUACUUUGGGCCUUGUGGGAAAUACAAUGCCAUGGUGCUGGAGCUCCUGGGCCCCAGUCUGGAGGACCUGUUUGACCUCUGUGACAGAACCUUUUCCCUCAAGACUGUCCUGAUGAUCGCAAUUCAGCUGAUCACACGGAUGGAGUAUGUGCACACAAGAAGUCUGAUCUACAGGGACGUUAAGCCAGAGAACUUUUUGGUGGGCCGGCCAGGGACCAAGAGGCAACAUACAAUCCACAUCAUCGACUUUGGGCUUGCCAAAGAAUACAUUGACCCUGAGACCAAAAAACAUAUCCCAUACAGGGAGCACAAGAGCUUGACAGGGACAGCUCGCUACAUGAGCAUCAACACACACCUGGGGAAGGAGCAAAGCAGACGGGACGAUUUGGAGGCGCUGGGUCAUAUGUUUAUGUACUUCCUACGAGGCAGUCUGCCCUGGCAAGGUUUAAAGGCUGACACACUGAAGGAGCGCUAUCAGAAAAUUGGAGAUACCAAAAGGGCAACCCCUAUAGAAGUGCUCUGUGAGAGUUUCCCUGAAGAAAUGGCCACCUACCUGCGCUACGUGCGGAGACUGGAUUUCUUUGAAAAACCAGAUUACGACUACUUGAGAAAGCUCUUUACAGACCUCUUUGACAGAAAUGGCUAUGUCUUUGACUAUGAAUAUGACUGGGUCGGCAAGCCGCUGCCGACUCCAAUAGGACCAAUGCCUAGUGACGCACCUCUGCAGCCCAGCAGCAGAGACAAAGCACAACCCCAGACCAAAAACCAGUCUCCAGAACCUAAAGGAAGUGAGUCCCAGCCCACUCCCGUGACCAACAGGGAGCUCCUGGGGUCGCACCUCACGGCCGAUAGGCUGGGGGGCUCUGUCCAGGUUAUGAGCUCAACCAACGGAGAAGUGAAUACAGACGAUCCCACGGCGGGACACUCCAACGCUCCCAUAACUGCCCCUGCUGAAGUAGAGGUGGCUGAUGAUACAAAGUGCUGUUGUUUUUUCAAGAGGAGGAAGAGGAAAACGCUCCAGCGGCACAAGUGAGGAGGAACAUCUUUGAAACGUUAAGAGUCACUGGUGCGUUUAAAGUAAAAAAACAAAAGCAAAGGACUUGAGCUGAAAACGUGGAGUUCUUCUCUCCCUUUCUGUCUCUGCUCAACCUCAGAACAGAAACUCACUGCCUCACUUUUGGCAUCUGCUCAGCGAGGACACCUCAGUACUCUGCGCUCUGACACUCUUUGUAAGGAAACAAUUCAGUGGAACAAAUAAAUAUAUUUGUACAAUGCGGGACACCAGAAAAGACCUCAGUGGUCAGAAAUAAGAUGAUAUAUGAUAUGUGACUUAAACCCAGAUGGACUGUUUAAACUUGUAUUUUAGAUGACAUGCAAAACCAUUAUUUGAGAACUAAAAGGCAACCAGACUCAGACUUACACACAGACAUCCGUUCACUUUGACACUGGCUGGAUGAGUGAGUGAUGUGCUCCAUGGUGUUUUUGUUUUUUAUGGGAUCAAAAUAAGUGGGGAAAGACCGCUGACUGACGUAUGGAGAAAAGUACACCGAUUCAGACAACCAAUGUAAAUUCUGUCUUUCCUUUUUGCUUUUGUAAUUUAAAAAGUUGUUUUGAAGAUCUGCUCUCCCAGUUUUACUCAUGUUGUAGAAUGUGUGAACAUUUUUUAACCGCUUUUAGUGUUUCUUUAUUU
Messenger RNA from Sinocyclocheilus grahami, 2778 nucleotides. Its product is annotated as casein kinase I-like. The record is from RefSeq and is a predicted model, not a curated record. Lineage: Eukaryota; Metazoa; Chordata; Actinopteri; Cypriniformes; Cyprinidae. The transcript is spliced from 12 exons. Gene Ontology annotation, molecular function: protein serine/threonine kinase activity; ATP binding. The coding region runs from base 751 to 2121 and encodes 456 amino acids. Gene Ontology annotation, biological process: protein phosphorylation.